Messenger RNA from Globicephala melas (long-finned pilot whale), 4822 nucleotides. It is a transcript of the gene LANCL3, whose product is annotated as LanC like family member 3. Gene Ontology annotation, biological process: peptide modification; carbohydrate metabolic process. Gene Ontology annotation, cellular component: plasma membrane. NCBI's taxonomy places the organism in Eukaryota, Metazoa, Chordata, Mammalia, Artiodactyla, Delphinidae. The record is from RefSeq and is a predicted model, not a curated record.
CGCCCGCCUCCUCUUGUCACCUCCCGUCUCAGCCUCCUCGCUCCAUUCCGGCCGCAUCCACCGCCAUCCGAGUGCCUCAAAGAGCGAGAGGUGGUGCGCGGGACCGCAGGGCGCGCCCUCCGGCAGACCCCAGCCCGGCCUUGGCGGGCACGGGCGGCAGCAUGGACACCAAGCGCUGCUUCGCCAACCGCUUCGAUGACUACCAGGGCAGCCUGCUGGCGGGCCAGUGCGAGGAGGCGGUGGCGCCCUUGGUCACCGCCACCAUCGAGCGCAUCCUCCAGGAGCUGCCCCCGCUGGGGGGCGGCGCUGAGGGCCGGGGUGCGGCGGCCGCGGCCAGCAGUUGCCAGGGAGGGCUGUACGGCGGCGUGGCCGGGGUGGCCUACAUGCUCUACCACGUCUCUCAGAGCCCGCUCUUCGCCGGGGCCCGGGAGCGCUACCUGCGCUCGGCCAAGCGCCUCAUCGACGCGUGCGCCCGCGCCGAGGAGUGGGGCGAGCCGGACGCCGACACCCGCGCCGCCUUCCUGCUCGGGGGCGCGGGUGUGUACGCCGUGGCCACGCUUGUGUACCACGCCCUGGGCCGGUCCGACUACGUGCAGCCGCUGGGCAAGUUCCGGUCUCUGUGCGCCGUCUGCGCGCCGGUUUCCUUCCUCGAGUGCGGCUCCGACGAGCUGUUCGUGGGCCGCGCGGGCUACCUGUGCGCCGCGCUCGUGCUCAAGCAGAAACUCGCCCAGGAGGUGCUGACCCCAGCACAGAUCAAAUCAAUUUGCCAGGCGAUCCUGGACUCCGGGAAGCAAUAUGCCAUGAAAAAGAGGAAACCAUUCCCACUGAUGUAUUCUUACUAUGGAACCGAAUACUUGGGAGCAGCUCAUGGCCUGUCGUCCAUCCUCCAGAUGCUUCUUUCUUACCAUGAGCACCUUAAGCCCUCAGAUCAGGAGCUGGUGUGGCAGAGCGUGGACUUCCUUAUGGAGCAGGAACAAAACUGCAACUGGCCACCUGAGCUCGGCGAGGCCAUCGAGAGGGAGAACGAGCUGGUGCACUGGUGCCACGGCGCCCCAGGAAUUGCCUAUCUGUUUGCAAAAGCUUAUCUGGUUUCCAAGAAACCACAGUACCUGGACACAUGUAUCCGGUGUGGGGAACUCACGUGGCAGAAGGGCCUGCUAAAGAAGGGGCCAGGGAUUUGCCACGGGGUAGCUGGCAGUGCCUAUGUCUUUCUGCUGCUAUACCGGCUCACGGGAAACUCUAAAUACAUCUACCGAGCCCAAAGGUUUGCUGAAUUUUUAUUUACCGAGGAAUUCAAGGCUGGUUCCCGGGUCCUUGAAAGUAUAUACAGCUUGUAUGAAGGCUUCUCCGGGACGGUGUGCUUUCUGAUCGAUCUGCUGCAGCCCAACCAGGCUGAGUUCCCUCUCUUCAGCGUCUUUGUUUAGAAGGCUCCGUGUCCCACCGUGGCCCUGCAAGAAGGUUCCUAAGAUUUCCUGAGCUUACUACCUGAGGCAGUUUCCACAUAAGCCACAUUCAAUGGUAUCACAACCAUGAGCCUUAACAUUGCUGUCGGAAGGGAGGGAGCAAGCAGGUGAAGGCAACAUGAUACCUGACUGAAGGGAGAACAGCGUGAGAACCUGCAAACAUAAAGACACCACAACUCUUCUAAAACCCCUAGAGAUGGAAUAGUUCAGGGAAUAGAUGUGAGACCAGAGAUCAGAGGAAAAAGGGAAAGAGAAAUCAUCUGUCUUUCACUUGCGGGAUAGAAAACAAAAUUGAAAUGUGGACUAUGGCAAUGAAAUGCCAAAAAUACCUUUGCAAUUGGAGAGAGAAUUUGACCAUUGGUGGGUGCCCUCCACCCCUAAAUUCAGAAAUAGAAACGAUCAGAAAACUAAAGUAAUUGCCCAGCUAAAACUGCUAGGAGGGACGUGUCAGGUUGCCGAAGGACAAAAAGGGAAACUCUUGGUUGUCCUUUGCCUUUACUUAUUGAAAUUCAUGAUUUUUAAUGAAUGGAGAAAUUUGCGUAUGAAUCUCUAUUUUUUAUCACUACCCUGGGCACUUUAAAGAGGUCAUAUCAUAACUUAGUUUAAACCCCCAAAUUCCAAGUUCCCUUAGGUCUUAGAGCGUCUCUCUUCCUGGGUUCCUUUUUCUUUCCGAAAGCUCAAUUAGAAUAGCAAAAUUCACAGGCUAGCAAAUACCGUAGCAAGUGUUAUACUGUCAAGUGUUUUUCUCAAUUUGAAGCAUAAGCUGUGUACUGUCUAUUGUGAGUAAUUUUUUAAAUGCUUAUGUAAUCCCUAUGAAGCUAUUAGCUGAACUGUAAAAUAUACUCAUGGAAAAAAUCACUCAUCUCAAAGAUCAGGGUAACCACUAUGAAGGUGGGUCAUUUCCGCCUUGGAUGGAAUACUGUGUCCCCUGGGACAGGCACACAGUGGCCUAGAAAGGGACCAGUGAUUAUGAAAAGAACACCGCUCAAUUUUAUACUGUAAGAUUAAGAGAUGCGUGAACUCCCUGGCUGAUCACCUUACCCUCCAAGACACAGGCUCCACUAGAAUUUGUCUACAAUACCCGGUGAGCCAAGUUGUCAUAUUAAAUUCAGCCCUGCCAUAAACACAUAGAAGCUGUAAAACUACUUCAAGUAAAUAGUGUUUCCAGAACGUUGUGGGAGCAUCUGUCACUUCAAUACUCAGAACAUGAGUUUAUCCAUUUUCUAGAAUUUGGUCAGUGUCAAUUACAUAUAUCAGAGUGAGGAGGAAAUUGCAUACUGUAUAAGAUUUAACAAUUAUUUAAAUAGUCAUUAAAUACUUGGAUAUAUGUGAUAGACGUAGAACAUGUAUCAUUAAGUGCUUAGGUGUACAUCAGGAUGUAUAUAUAUCUAGAUAUGUAUCUAGAUAGAUAGAUAGAUACCUAAGCGCUUAUUCAGUUCAGUAGUUCCUAACUUCUUGAUUCAUAGAUGAACUUUGGGAGGAGUUGGGGAAUAUUUUGUUGCCUAAAAAUGUGUGUGUGUGUGUGUGUGUGUGUGUGUGUGUGUGUGUGUGUGCGCGCGCGCGUGCGCAUACACGUGCUCUUUUUUUUCUGGGAAGAGGAUCUCUAGCAUUCACAAGAUUCUCAAAGAGUCUGGGGCUGAAGAAAGGUAAGAACUGUCUGGAUAUUUUCUGACUUCCUUUAUGUUUGCACUCAUCAGAACAAACUAGAACAAAGUGGUUUUGAAAAGCAUGUAUGUUUGUAGCUCAUUGUUUCAUUUUCACAUCCUCAGAUAUAAGUAUAUAAAAUUGGCCUCAAUUGUUCAUCUUUGAACAUACUCAGAUUGGGGCAAUAGCAGCUUUCAGGUGACUCCCAAAGUUGGGUUCUACAAGUUCUUUCAUGAAUGGUCAAGGACCUCUCAGAAAGCCUUAAGACAAAAUGCCUUCUACAAAGUAGUCUCCUUUUGAAAUGAUAGUGGUAGCUGCUUUCCACCAUCUGGAUUUAAAUUCAUUUCAUCUGACCCCUAUAGGCUGACGGUAAUAAACAUUCAAUAUACAGGGCUUUAUAGAACGCAUGCGUUUUUCAUCGUCCAGCAACCCUUCAAGGUGAUUUACGUAAUUGAUCCAAAGUCUCACAGUUAGGAAGGGGCAGAAUGAGGAUUCAGACCCAGGGUUUCACUUCCCACGUGUAUGUAUUUGGUAUUCUAGACUAGAACCUGGGGAUACAGCAGUGAACAAAAUACCCUAGGAAGUUAGCUUCUGUUUCUGUUUGCUGAUCCUUCCACCAUUCAUCCUUAAGACCUAAGCACUAAGAAGUGAUAAUCUAGCUCAACAUACCAGUUUCAUCUCUAGGAACUUCAGAAAAACUGGACUCAUUUCUGCUCACCUGCCCUUCUAAGGUCCAGUAUGGUAACUAUGAUGUUGUUGUGCUAAUCGUUGUGGAAAGGCAACCAUUUUGUCAAAUCCAAGAAAAGGCCAUGUUUGUGUCUUUAUGAAUUGACACCUCAGUAAAUUAGAAACAAGGGUAAGCUUGUUUAGCACUUAAACAUGUUGAUCGUUUUUAUUUUCCUGAGAGUAGAAUUACAAGUUUGGGUAGGUCUUCUUCUAUCUUGUUUUCCCAAGAAGUGGGGAAAAGACCCUUUAGUGUUGCUGUAGAAAAGUGUGGCAUGUCACUUCUUGCUUAAUUAACCAACCUGUUCCGUUCAAUGUAUUAUCCUUUUUUGAAUAGCGCUGAAGUGUGUUGCCUCUUGAAGGCUAUGAGGGUAUUUUCACCACCACUAGUAUAACUUUAAUGUUAUUUACUAUAUGUGAUACGAACAAUUAUAAACCUGAAGGUAACAGUGGAAAUUUGAGGAUAGAUUGAAAGACUCUCUCAACAAUGGGGGAGACUGCCUUAUACUUGGAGAACAGGAAGUUUUGGAAAAUAUUACAACUCCGUGUAUUUUGUUUCAUUAACAAAAUUAUGUAUCUUCUCUUUCAUGUACCCCCCCAUGUAUCUUUAUUUUGCCAUUUCAGUCAUCAGAUUUUACUUUUUUAUUCCAUUUGUAACCUGGUAACUGAGAACAGAGGUUUGAGAGCAUAUAUUCCCCUGUGCUUCUUUAGGUAAUUGACUACACUAUUAAGAUAAUUGUAUUCACUUUCUGAUAACUCUGAGAAACAGAGUCAUUUUCUUGGCCUGUGCUAAAUUGGAACUUUUCCAUGGCAAUUUGUAUCUUUAACUUUCUUUGACACACUUAAGGUUUUAAUCAAGACAGUGUUCAAGUUGUUUCCAUUUCUGUAGAGAGCAAAUCUCAAUAAUUUCAAUGCAACAAACGUAAGUUUGUGAUUUAUAGCCAUGUUCAGGGAACACAUGAUUAAAAGAAAAAAUACUAGUAAUGCAAAGA